This is a messenger RNA of Tachysurus vachellii, 1965 nucleotides long. It is a transcript of the gene mbd4, whose product is annotated as methyl-CpG binding domain protein 4. Gene Ontology annotation, molecular function: catalytic activity; DNA binding. NCBI's taxonomy places the organism in Eukaryota, Metazoa, Chordata, Actinopteri, Siluriformes, Bagridae. The transcript has 9 exons. The coding region runs from base 200 to 1324 and encodes 374 amino acids. Gene Ontology annotation, biological process: DNA repair. The record is from RefSeq and is a predicted model, not a curated record. Gene Ontology annotation, cellular component: nucleus.
CAGCAUUAUCUGUCUUGAUGAAAGCAGGCGUUACAAGAAGAAGAGCUACAGCUACUUUAUGUGCACUUUUGGAUAAAAAAAAAACCAAACAAACAAACGGAUAAACUCUCGAAUGAAGCUUAUUAAGUUUAGUUUAGACUCUCUGGACACAUGACAGGCAAACAUCUGUGUUGGAAAGCAACGGGUGGUGUGGAAGAACAUGUUGAAGGUUGAAAAUAUAUCUUGCAGCUGCAUUAUGGAUCAGUUGAAGCAGACCUGUCAAGGCUUCAUAUGCUCAGGAGUAAAGCUGAUUCCUGACACAGGUGCUGACCAUGAGAUGGAUGCCAGUACAGAGCAGAUGGACACGUCGCUCCCUCCUGGAUGGACCAGAGAGACCAGACAGCGAAAGCAGGGCAAGACAGCAGGCAAGAUGGAUACUUACAUUAUCAGUCCUCAAGGUAAACGCUUCAGAUCCAAAGCAGCACUUCAGAAGUACCUGCUCUCUGAGGAAUGUGUCCAUCUGAACCUGGACGCUUUUGAAUUCAGCCCAAAAACCAAAGCACAGUCUCAAAAAUCAAACUCCGAUAAACCAAAACAAAAAGAACGAAAAGCAAGGAGGAGAAAAGAUCAGUUGCAAGAAAUAAAUAGUAACGAGGAAGAACAAACAGGCAUCGAGGGCAAAAUGGAGGAAACAUCCAGCAGCGUUAGAGAAAACAGAACUGAUGCUGUGCCUGUCAUUAUGGUGCAGGAGGCAUCAGAGAGCGAAGGAGAGAGUGACAACCAACAAAUUAAUGCAGCUAGAGCGGGGAUCAGUUCACCUGUCAGAAACUCCCAAAAUGAGAAGCGGCGAACCAGUCCAUACUUUAAAAGAAAGAAUGAUGGUCUCACUCCUCCAAAGCGUAAAGCGUUCAGAAAGUGGACUCCUCCACGUUCCCCCUUCAAUCUGGUUCAAGAAACCUUGUUUCAUGACCCGUGGAAGCUUUUAGUGGCCACCAUCUUUCUCAACAGAACUAGCGGGAAAUUGGCUAUUCCUAUGUUGUGGCAGUUUUUUGAGCGUUACCCGUCGGCUGAGGUUACACGGUCCAGUGACUGGAAGCCACUAGCUGAUCUUAUGCAGCCACUCGGUCUCAAUUCCCUACGAGCCAAAACUCUCGUCCGCUUCUCCGACGAAUUUCUCACUAAGUCAUGGCGAUAUCCUGAAGAGCUCUAUGGCAUCGGCAAAUAUGGAAACGAUUCGUAUCGUAUAUUCUGUGUGGGAGAAUGGAGACAGGUCACCCCAAAAGACCACAAGCUGAACAAGUAUCAUGCAUGGCUGUGGGAGAACCACAAGAAAUUAGGCAUCUGAUGUUUCAUGUUCGCUGGAGCCUCUGGAGACUUUUCAGCACUUUUUAAACCUGCCAUCAUUUUAAAGAAAACUGAGGUAGAAAAGCAAUGGCUUUUUUUUUUUUCAAGCUGAGAACUAAAAUAACUUUAAGAAAAAAAAUCCUGAAAUCCAACUUUCAAGGUGAAUCAUUGUGCCACACCUCUCUCAGAACAAGCUCGCUCUACUUGUUUCAGUGGACGAUUGUAAGACUCCGUGUUCUGCUUUUCAAAUUUUUAAUCCUGUAAUAUUUCAAGUGGCCAUUUCUACAUGCACAAAAACCGCAAAGUCGGAUCUUAUUUUCAUGUGAUAUUUUUUAUUGUGGCCCAUUUUUCUCACUCUCUCUCACACACACACAAAGAAUUAGGUUGAAUCUUUGUCUAUAGCAUCUGGGGGGAAAGUUUACUUUUGUAUAUCUGUGGUCAUUAUAAAGUAGGGCAGGAAUAUGUACAUAGUCUGUAUAUUGUGUGUAUAUUUAAGGUUCUUUUUAAUGUGUAAUAUAAAUUUAUAUUUAUAUUAAAGUCCAAGUCAUAGAUUUAUCCUGUAGCAUUUGUUUGAACAGUCAUAAUCCACUUUUUAUACGUUUUUAAAAUAUUAAUGGAAUAAAAUGGCUGUUUUCUGUGUGA